Molecule: messenger RNA, 3453 nt
Organism: Exophiala aquamarina CBS 119918
Lineage: Eukaryota; Fungi; Ascomycota; Eurotiomycetes; Chaetothyriales; Herpotrichiellaceae
Product: calcium-translocating P-type ATPase, PMCA-type
Exons: 2
Coding region: 1-3453 (1150 amino acids)
Biological process (GO): calcium ion transmembrane transport; intracellular calcium ion homeostasis
Cellular component (GO): membrane; intracellular membrane-bounded organelle
Molecular function (GO): ATP binding; P-type calcium transporter activity; ATP hydrolysis activity
Source: RefSeq, a predicted model, not a curated record
AUGGAAGCUCCAACUCGGACUUCCGCAUCGCAGCCUACAACCUUUCUCAACCCUCAUACAGCAGACACAAUAACCCGAACUCCACAUUCACGAAGUUCUUCUAUGAACGAUCCAUUCCUCAGUCCAUCGGCCACGCCUGCACUUGCAAGCUCAGCAUCGAGCAUCACUGAUGUCGAUCUUGAGGUUGCCUUGCGGCCAGACCCAGGGACAGAGGCCGAUUUUGAAGUCAAUAAUAACCCUUUCGCCUUCAGCCCCGGCCAGCUGAACAAGCUGCUAAGCCCAAAGUCUCUCCAAGCUUACGUGGCUCUCGGUGGACUUCGCGGCAUCGAGCGAGGCCUCAGAACCAAUAUCGAAAGCGGAUUGAGCCUCGACGAGACAACUCUGGCUGGCCAGAUUGUUUUCGAUGACGCAACUAGGUAUCCUCAGGAACCAGGGAAGGCACCAAGCUCACAGGAUGCCCAGACUCAUCCUUCGCCAAGCUCUGAUGCGAAUGCUUUCACAGAUCGUGUGCGUGUUUAUUCUAAGAACAUUCUCCCCCCCAAGAAGCCAACUCCCUUAUGGAAAUUGAUGUGGAAUGCCUACAAUGACAAAGUGCUUCUGCUACUCACGGCCGCUGCCGCAAUCUCUCUGGCCCUUGGGCUCUACGAAACAUUUGGUGCAAAACAUGAACCUGGGGCCCCAGCACCUGUGGACUGGGUUGAAGGCCUUGCUAUCUGUGUGGCAAUAAUAAUCGUCGUUGCUGUGGGAUCACUGAAUGACUAUCAAAAGGAAAAGGCAUUCGUCAAGCUCAAUACUCGGAAAGAGGACAGAGAGAUCAAGGUAAUUCGGUCCGGCAAGUCCUCUAUGAUGAAUGUACAUGACAUCCUUGUUGGAGACGUUCUUCACCUAGAACCCGGCGAUCUAGUUCCUGUUGAUGGAAUUUUCAUUCAGGGCCAUGGGUUGAAGUGCGACGAGUCAUCUGCAACUGGGGAGUCGGAUGCUCUAUCGAAGACCGGCGGACUGGAAGUGAUGAGGCUACUUCGCGAAGGCUAUCAUGAUGUCUCAGAGCUCGAUCCCUUCAUCAUUUCUGGUGCGAAGGUCCUCGAAGGUGUUGGGACCUUCGUCUGCACCUCAGUCGGGGUCAAUUCUAGCUUUGGAAAAAUCAUGAUGUCUGUCCGUACGGAGACAGAACCGACACCCCUGCAAAAGAAGCUCGAGGGCCUAGCUACCGCAAUCGCUAAGCUCGGUUCAAGUGCAGCUGGCCUACUCUUCUUUGUACUUCUUUUCCGCUUUGUCGCACAAUUGUCAGGGGACACUAGGACGGGUGCUGAGAAGGCGUCGUCCUUUAUGGACAUCCUAAUCGUUGCGAUCACGAUUAUUGUGGUGGCAGUCCCUGAAGGUCUGCCUUUGGCGGUGACAUUGGCAUUGGCAUUUGCAACCACUCGACUACUCAAAGAAAAUAAUUUGGUGCGAGUCCUGCGGGCUUGUGAGACUAUGGGAAAUGCCACUACGAUCUGUUCUGACAAGACAGGGACCCUAACAACAAACAAGAUGACUGUUGUCGCCGGUACUUUUGGCGACGCCAGCUUCGGCAAGGUUAACGAUGGUAAGAUAAGAAGCACUAUCGAAUUUGCACACGAACUCCCCGACACGACUAGAAAAAUGAUUAUCCAGUCCGUUGCUGUUAAUUCCACGGCAUUUGAAGGAGACGCCACCACUGAUACCACCUUCAUCGGGUCUAAGACUGAGACUGCCUUACUACAAUUUGCCAGGGACUAUUUAGGAAUGGGGAACUUGUCGCAGGAGAGAGCUAACGCCACUGUUGUCCAGCUCAUGCCAUUCGACUCUAGCAAGAAGUGUAUGGGAGCUGUGAUCAAGCUUCCGACUAGUGGCUACCGCUUUCUUGUUAAGGGAGCUUCUGAAAUUCUCUUGAGAGACUCCACCACUAUCACUGAUUUUCAGAGCCAUGACGCAACCGAAAUUUCAGAGACGGCUCGCGAAUCUCUAGAGUCAACUAUUGAAGCCUAUGCGACACAGAGUCUACGAACUAUUGGUCUUGUAUACCGGGACUUCUCUCAGUGGCCUCCUAGCAGUCCCGCCCCUGGAAAUACUAUUGACUUUGGCGCCAUCCUGAAAGAUCUCACCUUCAUUGGCGUUGUUGGUAUUCAAGACCCUGUCAGACCUGGGGUUCCAGAAGCUGUGGCUCUGGCACAGCAUGCUGGUGUCGUCGUCAGAAUGGUAACUGGUGACAACGCCACAACCGCGCAGGCCAUUGCAACUGAAUGUGGCAUUUUCUCUGAUGGCGUUAUUAUGGAAGGACCUGCUUUCCGCAUGCUAUCUGACGCACAGAUGGAAGCUCAAUUGCCUAGACUUCAAGUUCUCGCAAGGUCCUCGCCCGAGGAUAAGCGAGUACUUGUUGCUAAACUUAAGGCUAUGGGAGAAACUGUGGCAGUUACUGGUGACGGAACUAAUGAUGCGCCAGCUCUUAAAACCGCCGAUGUGGGCUUCUCUAUGGGCAUCUCUGGUACCGAGGUGGCUAAAGAGGCAUCUUCCAUUGUUCUAAUGGAUGAUAACUUUGCCUCAAUUGUCACAGCCCUCAGAUGGGGCCGUGCUGUGAAUGAUGCGGUCCAAAAGUUCCUUCAGUUCCAAAUCACGGUCAACAUUACAGCAGUGCUACUCGCGUUUAUCUCGGCCGUUUCUAGCUCGAAAAUGCAAUCUGUCCUCACAGCUGUGCAACUAUUGUGGGUCAACUUAAUCAUGGACACAUUCGCUGCUCUAGCAUUGGCCACCGACCCUCCAACACCCAAAAUCCUAGAUCGUCAACCUCAACGGAAAGGAGCGCGACUAAUUACAAUCAAUAUGUGGAAGAUGAUCAUAGGGCAGGCGAUUUUCCAGCUUACAAUUACACUUGUUCUCUAUUUUGCGGGCAGCAAGAUUCUGAAAUACGAUGAAUCGCGACAGUUGGAACUCAACACUAUUAUAUUUAAUACAUUUGUGUGGAUGCAGAUUUUCAACGAGUUCAACAAUCGACGGCUGGACAACAAGUUCAACAUCUUCGAAGGUGUGCACCGCAACAAGUUUUUCAUUUUCAUUAACUGCAUUAUGGUUGGCGCACAAAUCGCCAUUGUUUUUGUCGGUGGAAAGGCAUUCUCCAUUACUCGAAUUGACGGUGUCCAAUGGGCUAUUUGCAUCGUGUUGGCGUUCCUGUCGUUGCCCUGGGCAGUGGUCGUACGUCUCAUCUCCGAUGCAUGGUUCGAGAAGGUGGCCACUUACGUGUGUCGCCCAUUCGCCAUUGUUUACAGAACUCUAUGUCGAGUUUCGUCAAGAGUCGGCUCUUUCAUCAAUCGGAGUUUAAAGAAGAGAUCAACGGAGGGCACACAGAGCCCCGCGCCAGAGAUCACCAUUACCGAAAUCGGUAAGGAGAAAGUCACAGUAACAACGCACGAAGGGGACAUAGAAAAGGGCAGACUUUGA